AUGAAGGUCUUCGUCACCCUCCUGGCUGUUCUUGCCCUCGGAUACUCGGCACCCCAGACAAGACACCAGUUCCAUGACCACUAUGAAGAGUUCCUGAACAUUAUUGCGGAUGAAGCUCGCGAGGAUUUGGACGAGUUGACCGCCACUUACAUGCAGUUCGAGGAGUUCCAGGCCGGGAUUGAAUACCUCAUGUCGCCCAGGUUCAGGAAUUUAGUCUACGAAAUGGAGGACCUACCCGAGUUUAAGUCCAUGGUCGAUUUCAUGGAGACUCACAACAUCGACAUCCUGUACUUCAUAAACGAAAUCAAUGAAGCCGUUGACAACAUCCAGAACGGAAAUGGAAUCCCACAAAGAAGCCUUCGCCAAGCGGUAAGCGGUCGUGACAUGUCAUCUUACGUCCAGGAUUCCAUAAAACUGUUCCCUAAGGAUAAGCUCACUGCUUUGUACGACGAAAAGAUGGCCAACUCUGAAGGUUUCAGAAAUGCCAUGGAAAACUUCGGCAGUGAGGAAUGGGAUCAGAUUUGGAACGCCCUCUGGGAGAACGAAACGUUCCUUGCGGAGGUCCAGGAACUUAAUGCCAAUGGAAUCGACGUGCACGUUCUCGUUUUAGAACUGAGGGCUGUCUUGGGAAUCUUUGAUUAA
Pararge aegeria (speckled wood butterfly) is the source of this 642-nucleotide messenger RNA. RefSeq lists its product as uncharacterized. The coding region runs from base 1 to 642 and encodes 213 amino acids. The transcript is spliced from 3 exons. The record is from RefSeq and is a predicted model, not a curated record. NCBI's taxonomy places the organism in Eukaryota, Metazoa, Arthropoda, Insecta, Lepidoptera, Nymphalidae.